Molecule: messenger RNA, 812 nt
Organism: Lentinula edodes (shiitake mushroom)
Lineage: Eukaryota; Fungi; Basidiomycota; Agaricomycetes; Agaricales; Omphalotaceae
Exons: 6
Coding region: 46-690 (214 amino acids)
Cellular component (GO): cytoplasm; membrane
Source: RefSeq, a predicted model, not a curated record
GUGCUUUUAUCUGCCAACAACCACUAACCUUCAGCUUGAUCAACCAUGAGUUCCUCAAUAGCCAAAGGUCCACAUCCGCUAUUAGCACGAUAUCUCUCUGCUCUUGCUUCUCAUCCCCUUCGUACGAAAGCUAUUACUACUGCACUCCUAUGUUUCUUACAAGAAAUUCUUGGGAGUAACCUAGCCGGCGUACCAGCCAAGAAAGUGUCAAAGGAUUACCCAUUAGUUUAUAAACUGCUGGCGAACGCACACGUAGAUGCAAAGGCAAUCAAGAUGGCAGUAUAUGGUUUCCUCGUCUCAGCACCCCUCAGUCAUUUCCUCGUCGGGGCCCUUCAGAAAGCUUUUUCUGGGAGAACUGAUACGAGAGCAAGAGUUGCUCAAAUCGUAACCAGCAAUCUUCUCGUCUCUCCCAUCCAAGCUUCAAUUUACCUUGCUUCUAUGGCUAUAAUCAGUGGAGCCAAGUCCACAAAGGAUAUCGUCAAAACAAUACAGAGCGGUUUUUGGUCAGUUAUCAGGGUGAGUUGGACGGUCAACCCGCUCGUCAUUGCAAUAGCCCAAAACUAUAUUCCGCUACAUUUGUGGGUUCCUUUCUUCAACACAGUCCAAUUUGUGCUCGGAACAUAUUUCAACUAUCGAGUAAAGCAACUACGCAUGCGGAAAGAGAAAGAGGAACUUGACAAAGGAAAAUGAGAUAAGCGUCUGUUCGAGAGGUGAAACUUGAAAUUGGAAAGCUGGGUCCAUGAAUUAUACUCACAUCACGUCGAUACAUGAACGAACUUAAAAAGAAUUAUACGCAUGGAAUAUUAAUAUGG